Molecule: messenger RNA, 3532 nt
Organism: Corylus avellana
Lineage: Eukaryota; Viridiplantae; Streptophyta; Magnoliopsida; Fagales; Betulaceae
Gene: ATG18H
Product: autophagy 18h-like protein
Biological process (GO): autophagy; response to starvation
Cellular component (GO): cytoplasm
Molecular function (GO): protein binding
Source: RefSeq, a predicted model, not a curated record
AAAAAAAAAAAAACACAGAGAGAGAGAGAGAGAGAGAGAUUUAAAAAAGGAAAAAAGAAAAAGACAGCGACACGGAGAGAAGCGGCGAGGGAGGAAAAGAGAGAUUUCGCAUAUAAAAGGGAAACCAACCGUCUCCGUUAAGGUCAAACCCAACCACCACUACCGCCGGUACACCCUCACGAAAACGCCACCGUUCCUCUCCAACUCUUAUGCUAUAUCCGAUCCUCCGCACUCGGGCGACUCUCGUCGUUGGGGCCCAUUUCCGAUAUCCCGGUGACUCCCCGGUGGGCGGUAAACUUGGAUAUUUGACUCAUGAAGAGCCAAGCCAACAAGGCCAACGGCAAUGGCUUUAUCCCUAAUUCUCUGAAAUUUAUUUCCUCCUGCAUCAAAACCGCCUCGUCCGGUGUCCGGUCAGCCAGCGCCUCCGUCGCUGCCUCUAUCUCCGGCGAUAACCAGGACCACAAAGACCAGGUAUUAUGGGCUGGUUUUGACAGAUUAGAGCUUGGCCCCUCUGCCUUUAAACGUAUUCUCUUACUCGGUUACUCCAAUGGCUUUCAAGUCCUUGACGUUGAAGAUGCCUCUAAUGUCAGUGAAGUUGUUUCUAGGCAUGAUGAUCCUGUCACAUUCUUACAGAUGCAGCCUCUCCCUGCAAAGUCUGAGGGUCGUGAAGGAUUCAGAGCAUCACAUCCUUUACUCUUGGUUGUUGCAUGUGAUGAUUUGAAGAGCUCAGGUCCGAUGCAAAGUGCGAGAGAUGGGAUGGGCAGAGAUGGCUUUACUGAACCUCAAACAGGAAGCAACAUUAGCUCUCCUACGGCUGUUCGGUUUUACUCACUAAGGUCUCACAAUUAUGUUCAUGUUCUGAGAUUCCGGUCAACUGUGUAUAUGGUUAGAUGCAGUCCUCAAAUAGUGGCUGUGGGCCUUGCAGCACAAAUAUACUGCUUCGAUGCUCUCACUCUUGAGAAUAAGUUCAGUGUACUCACCUAUCCUGUCCCUGAAUUGGGAGGCCAAGGAAUGGUUGGGGUUAAUAUUGGCUAUGGACCCAUGGCUGUGGGCCCCAGGUGGUUAGCGUAUGCUUCUAACAAUCCAUUGCUGUCAAACACAGGCCGCCUUAGUCCACAAAGUCUUACUCCGCCAGGCGUCAGUCCAUCCACAUCACCUGGCAAUGGAAGUCUAGUGGCUCGUUAUGCCAUGGAAUCUAGUAAGCAGUUAGCUACUGGACUAAUCAAUUUGGGCGAUAUGGGAUACAAAACUUUUUCCAAAUAUUGUCAAGAGCUCAUACCUGAUAGUUCUAAUUCUCCUGUAUCGUCAAACUCCAGCUGGAAAGUUGGUCGGAUUGCAUCACAUUCGUCAGAAACCGAUAAUGCUGGGAUGGUUGUUGUUAAAGAUUUUCUUUCCAGAGCUGUUGUAUCACAAUUUAGGGCCCAUACUAGUCCAAUUUCUGCUUUGUGUUUUGACCCAAGUGGGACACUUCUAGUUACUGCCUCAAUUCAUGGGAACAAUAUAAACAUUUUCCGGAUUAUGCCAUCCAGCUCACGGAACGGAUCAUUUAGUCAACCCCUUGAUUGGGGUUCUACUUAUGUGCACCUUUACAAGCUCCACCGUGGCAUGACAUCAGCUGUGAUACAAGACAUUUGUUUUAGUUACUAUAGUCAGUGGAUUGCCAUUGUUUCUUCCAGGGGCACUUGCCAUAUUUUUGCUCUUUCCCCUUUUGGUGGUGAGACUGUUCUCCAAAUACAGAACUCUGAUGUUGAUGGUCCUACCCUUUUGCCAGUUCUAUCUCUACCAUGGUGGUCCACUCCAUCUUUCAUGAUAAACCAACAAUCUUAUUCUCCCCCACCACCACCACCAGUUACCCUCUCUGUGGUUAACAGAAUAAAAAAUAGUAACUCUGGGUGGCUCAACCAAGUUAGUAAUGCUGCAUCUUCUGUAGCAGGAAAGGUAUCCAUUCCGUCUGGUGCUGUUGCUGCUGUUUUUUAUAGUUCUGUGCCUCAUGAUCUGCUACCUGCUCACUUCAAAGCCAAUGCUUUGGAGCACCUAUUGGUUUACACCCCUUCUGGUCACACAAUUCAAUAUAAACUACUCCCAUCACUGGGAGGAGAGCCAAGUGAAGCUGCCUCGAGAACUGGGCCAGGUUCUUCGUUGCAGAUACAAGAUGAGGAGUUGCGAGUAAAAGUUGAACCUGUUCAAUGGUGGGAUGUUUGCCGAAGAAGUGAUUGGCCAGAAAGAGAGGAAUGCAUUUCUGGGAUCACUCCUGGCAGACAAGGGACUUCAGAGAUAGUCAUGGAUACUUCGGAUUGUGAGGAUAAUGAUAUUGGAAAUAAGGAUUUUGCAAAGUCCAAUGAGCGAUCUCACUUAUAUCUCUCCAAUGCUGAGGUACAGAUUAGCUCUGGGAGGAUAACAAUCUGGCAAAAAUCUAAGAUAUCUUUCUAUGCGAUGAGUCCUGUGGGAGCUAAUGAGGAGAAUUUCACCGAAAAUCAUGCUGGUGGAGAGAUUGAACUAGAGAAGGUUCCUGUUCAUGAGAUUGAAAUUAAGCGGAGGGAUUUAUUACCCGUUUUUGACCAUUUCCUAAGGAUUCAGCCUGAUUGGAAUGACAGGAGCCUUGUUGGUGAAAGAUGCUCAAGUUCAUCUUCUGAUUCUCAUGCAGCUAAAGAAAAGGUCUCCGAAGUUGCAGUUAUUUGCCAUUCUAAGCUGAUUUCACGUGGUGCAGUUGAAAACCCAGAUGGUAGAUUAUCCGGGGAAUCGUAUCCAUCCAUUGCCCAAUCUCAGAAUGAAAAUAAUGUGGAGAAACAAGGGAGAUCUCUUUUCUCAUCACCCCUGCUGAAUAGAAGCUCUAUUAACAAAAAUAGUAUUUCAAAUUCUGCCGAACAACCUACAACUGGGGUUUCUCUCGUUCGGGAUAGUAAUAUCACUAAUAGUAUGUCCACUUUAACAAGUGACUCAUUUCCUGCUGAUAGAACUAUUGUAAAAGAAGUUCAGUCAUCAAACAGUGCUGGGGUCAGUGAAGCUUCAAACAUAAGCUCCAACCGUUCUGAUUUGAGUAUGAAUAUUAUUGAUGAGGGAUUAGUACAUGACUCUCUAGACUUUGAGCAAUUUUUUCAAGAGGGGUAUUAUAAAGCGUCACCUUUGAGUGACUGCCGUGAUACAACUGAAGUUAUUACUGAUGUGGACAGCAGUAGUCCCUGUGACAGGGAGAAAUCAGAGGAAGAUGGUGACAAUGAUGACAUGCUUGGUGGCGUGUUUGCCUUCUCAGAGGAAGGUUGAUUUGUGCCUUAUUGCUUCUAAUAUGUGCUGAACGGAUGCAUUCAGAAUGUUGUGUAAUGACAAGCCAAAGCUCAGCCUAAUGGAGGAUGAGAUUCUAAUGGACAAAAUGCAGGUUAUUUCCUUUCGACAAUUGAAUAGCUACUGACUGAUUGAUACAAAUGAUAUGAUCUUGGCUCAUUAAAGGGUUGCUGUUGCAAAUGCCUGGUUUCAUCUCAUCUAAUCCCAUGUACAUGUUGUAAAUUGAAAUUAAAUAGUACAAAUGAUUUGUGUG